AUGGUGAAUGAAAUGUCCAUGUUCCAGGUGGCGAACAAUGCAGAACAGAUGAUCGGAAUGCUCAAUUGCUUCUACGCGAAUUCACAGCUCAGCCAUAGAGAGCGUAAAAUUGUCUGGGAUUUCUUGCACAAAAAGCUUGGUAAUGUGUGGCCGCAUCCGUUCUGUACGUUGCUGUACAGCGAAGGAAUUGAGGAGGACAAAGAUAAUGGAGUCAUUCUGCGAGUAAAACGAUACUUGGAGCUGAACAUCUCCUCGUGGUCAAUUCGUUUGCUCAAAACGGCCGAAUGUCUACGGAAGGUUCCUCGUUUCACUUGGGCGAAAUUCUAUGCAAAAUAG
Messenger RNA from Cooperia oncophora, 336 nucleotides. The record is from the annotation of a GenBank genome assembly. NCBI's taxonomy places the organism in Eukaryota, Metazoa, Nematoda, Chromadorea, Rhabditida, Trichostrongylidae.